This is a messenger RNA of Lolium rigidum, 2670 nucleotides long. RefSeq lists its product as uncharacterized. Gene Ontology annotation, cellular component: plasma membrane. The record is from RefSeq and is a predicted model, not a curated record. Bases 157 to 2403 code for a protein of 748 amino acids. The transcript is spliced from 21 exons. NCBI's taxonomy places the organism in Eukaryota, Viridiplantae, Streptophyta, Magnoliopsida, Poales, Poaceae.
UUCCAGCCGUAGAGACGUAGAGCCAUUCUUGUGUCGUCUUGGAGCGCCGGCCACCACUCCCGGCGAAUCCAUCCCACUCCCACUCCCACUCCCACUGCCACUCCCCUGGAGACCUAGGGUUCCACCUCCCAUCCCAGCCAUCCCCGCAUCGCUGCUAUGGCCGACCCCGACGAGCUCGGCCGGAGGCUGGCCGUCGUGGGCGUCUCCGACCCCGGCCCCGACGACGCCGCCGGCACCAGCAACCUCUUCCAGGUCAUGCGCGCCGUCGAGGAUGCCGAGACCACCAUCCGCCAGCAGCUGGAGGAGAACGGCCGCCUGAAGGAGGAGCUGAUGCGCAAGACCCGGGAGCUCGACGCAAUCCGGUCAGAGGCUACAAACCAGACCUCUUUCACUGCGCUGGAUCAGGACCGCGCCAUCGAGGCCUACAGAAACUCUUAUUCAGCUGAUGCAGUCGGGAACAAGGUGGAGGACCCGAAAUCGUUCAAGAAUGGAGCUGGAGACCAGGUGUUGCAGGAUGCCAUGAAUCAGAAGUAUCUCGACGCCAACCACUCUAACGAGAUGCUGAGAAAGCUGCCAGGGGACCAGGCUACUGCUGAGGCUGGCGUGCGGUCCCAGUUCUCUACUCCGCCGUCGCGUUCUCUCUCGCCUGCUAGGCGCCAGAGAGAAGGAGAGUAUGAUUCUAGACUCAACUUGGCUCAACAAGGUAUGGAGAUGAGCUCAAACAUUAUCUGGAAACAGGAUCUUCUUGCAAAGGUUAAAGAACAUGAAGAAGAGAUCGCACAUUUAAGAAGACAUCUUGCUGACUACUCGGUGAAGGAGGCCAAGAUACUUAACGAGAAACAUGUUUUGGAAAAACGUAUUGCGUAUAUGCGAAUGGCAUUUGAUCAGCAGCAACAAGAUUUAGUUGAUGCUGCUUCGAAAGCUUUAUCCUACAGACAGGACAUCAUUGAAGAGAACAUACGUCUGACGUACGCCUUACAGGCAGCACAUCAAGAGAGGUCAACUUUUGUAUCUUCUUUGUUGCCUCUUCUGUCAGAGUAUAACCUUCAACCUUCUGUUCUUGAUGCGCAAUCAAUCGUUAGCAGUCUGAAGGUUUUAUUUACACAUUUGCAAGAGAAACUCAUUAUUACAGAGGAGAAACUGAAGGAAUCUCAGUACCAGAUUACUCCUUGGCGUGUUGAAUCUUCAAAUAAUACAAGUGGUCCUGGACAGUCACCUUCUCAUCCUCCUGGAAAUGCGUUGGUUGCUUCUAGCCAACCCAGCCUUGACAUUGUGCCCCAGCAAGCAUAUUCUCAUGUACAAUCCCCAAUUUCUUCUCCCGUCCGAACUAGACGUGAUUGGGACUUGUUGGCGAAUGAGAACAAUCAGGUCAUCCCAACCGAGGUUGCUUCAACAAAUACAGAGCAUGGCAAUGUUGGAAUGGCCUCUCCUCCAAGCAGCAGCCAAGAUACCAAGGAUGUUCAAGCGCAAGGAGCUGAGCGUGAUUCUCGUGCUGUACGAUUUAAUUUUGAAUCAAAGGAUCAAAACCCAUCAUUCAAGGACCUUGUUAGGAGUGAUGUGUCAGAAAGUCCAGAGGGAGCUGAAACCCAAAUUUCACAAGAACCUCCUACAGAAUGGGGUCCUGAAGGCCCACCUGAUUUGGCAUCUGGCCUUGAAGAAGGAAACCUGCCUUACCCUUAUCUUCCUACUGUCCUCGAGGAGCCUAAUUCUUCUUUCUCUGAAGCUGCAGAGGAUGACCCACUGCCAGCCAUAGAUGGGCUAAGAAUCACAGGUGACGCUUUUCCUGGAAAAGAAAUUCAAGCAAGUGGGUAUUCUAUCAACGGGACCACAAGCUGUAAUUUUGAGUGGGUCCGCCAUUUGGAAGACGGGUCAGUAAAUUACAUAGAAGGUGCAAAACAGCCCACAUAUUUAGUUACUGCUGAUGAUGUGGACUCUUUACUAGCCAUAGAGGUCCAGCCUCUAGAUGACCGGAAACGGAAGGGGGAGAUCGUGAAGGUUUAUGCUAAUGAGAAGAGAAAAAUUACUUGCGAUCCUGAAAUGAAGGAGCUUAUCAGGAAAAUUCUUUCAAUUGGGCAUGUGUCUUACGAAGUUCUUCUACCCGUUAGAUUUAUAGACAUGUGGGAACCUGCAGUAUUGGCAAUAAAGAGGGAAGGUUACAGCAUUAAGUGUAACGGACAGCGUGGUGUUGUUGUUACAGAGAAAUUCCAGCAAGCUACCGCUAUCAAUAUCCCGUAUGGGCGUCCUAUUGAAUUUUUGAUCCAGUCCGCUGAUGGUGCCGAGUAUAAUCUCAAGCCUGCAGAGAGUUCCCCAUCACGAGAUAGCAUUGUUCUAAUACUGCGGCUGUUCAGAAUGAAGGCGGUGGAGAAGAGUAAAGGAAGAAAAAAGGGCAUCUUCUUCAAGUAGAGUGGAGUGGAGUAGAGUAGAGGUUGAUGGGAUUUGUCUUUUCGUUGUAGCUAUUUGUUGAUUUAUUUGUAUUUGUCGCGUGAUUCUUGAUUGUAGAAAGACGAACUAAGGAGUUAGAGGUAGGUACUAGCCAGCUAAGGUUUCAUGCCUAUGACAAUGUAUUGCAGACUCUCUAUGCUGUAUCUACCAUCUGUCAUUGUGUAGAGAAAGUUAAGGUACAUAUGCGUUUUGGUAUGGAUAAUACAAGUGCCAGUUUGGUUAGUGUUA